AAAAAUCUAUAAUUUAUAAUAUAUUGCAUUUAAAAAAUGUAUUCUAGUGUCGUGGGUUGAUUUGAAAAAUUAAAAUUAUUGAGAAAGGGUUUAACCGGAAAGAGGCUAUUUUAUUUUGAAAGGCAGGAAGUGUUAUUUUUAGUUCUAGAAGUGAUUUUCUCCAGACUGAACUCGUCUGGUUUGGGCGUAGCUUCACGUGUAUAAUUUUUAACCGGUGAGUUGUGAGACCAUGACCAGUUUGAGGCGGCGGACAGCACAAAAAGAAAUGUUUGAGCGCUCCGAAUUUAGCGCGGGUCUGACGGUAACUGACCCCAAAAGUCGUCGACUUGUGUUCCAUUGAGGUCUCUGAACUUCUCCGAGUGCCGACCCGCUGCUCGAGCCGGGGGACGUCGUCGGAGGUCAGCGAUACAUUAGUCUAGAAAGCAGGUUUUUCAUGUUGGAGUAGUUCACACCGCCGCAAUGCUGAAGAUUUACCUCCGGAAAGCCAUUUGGCCAGCUUUUCAGAAGUUACCGCGGGGACUGAGGCAAGCGCUCCCGCCGGUGGUGACGGCACAGGGGCUGCCGGAUACUGGGCGGCACGUACCGAGCUGCUGGAUGGGAACUCACGGGAGAAACGAGCCGUGGGAGCCGCUGAACUCUCCGAAGAGAGCCAAGGAGUUUAUCUACCGCCUUCACCCAAAGGAGAGGUCCUGCUUACUGAAUGAGCUGCAGAGUUUCGAGUCCAUCGCUAUCGCUCAAGAGACGGUGCAGCCAUCACCGCCAACUGCAGCCCAGAUCAGAUAUGUGUUAUUCCACAACGCCAUUCCUUUUGUUGGAUUUGGUUUUCUGGAUAAUGCCAUCAUGAUCGCAGCAGGAACGCAGAUUGAACUCUCCAUCGGAGUGACUCUUGGGAUUUCCACCAUGGCUGCUGCGGCUCUGGGGAACCUGGUCUCAGAUCUGGCAGGUCUCGGUCUUGCAGGUUACGUUGAGGCUCUGGCCUCCAAACUGGGGAUGCAGGUUCCAGAUCUGACGCCCAAACAGGUGGACAUGUGGCAGACCAGACUCAGCUCUCACAUGGGCAAAGCCAUCGGCGUGUCCAUCGGCUGCAUCCUCGGGAUGUUCCCGCUCUUUUUCCUGAGCGACGAUGACGAGGACAAAGAAUCGCCGCCUGGCAGUGACGCUCACUCCUAACACGCCUCCGUCACGCGCAGCAUCUGCGACUGAACAGACUGAUUGAUGUCCUCCCUCAGUUCAGGCGGGGUUAAGUUCAUGUUCAUGUUCAUGCACCUCAAACUCCAUUUAUAUGAUAUUUUUUAGACGUUUGAAGCAGAACUCUAAAACUGAAAUGCUCAGAUUCUUCUGUAAGGAAUUCAGUUUUCCGUAAAACUCUAGAAAAACACUCCAGUGUGAGUCCAGUUAGAGAGAGGCUGCAUGAGAAGCUUCCCUUUGUGGUGAUUUUUGUUUUGUUACAUGGUUUCGUGUGAAAGCUAGUCCAGAAAUGAUGUCCUCAUGAGGAGACCUUCAGGGCAGGCGGCGGUUGAUGGAUGCGCCUCCGGACGGUUGUCUUGACGGAUGACUGACAGCUGCUCAUUUCUAAAUCCGGAGAGCGGCUCCGGCGUCCUCUCUUGUGACAAACCCCAUCAGUCAUGGACGUCUGCUCCAUUUCAAUCUUAGUGUUGGCGGUUUCUCUUU
This is a messenger RNA of Oryzias melastigma (Indian medaka), 1671 nucleotides long. RefSeq names its product transmembrane protein 65 (gene tmem65). Lineage: Eukaryota; Metazoa; Chordata; Actinopteri; Beloniformes; Adrianichthyidae. Gene Ontology annotation, biological process: regulation of cardiac conduction; cardiac ventricle development. Bases 460 to 1170 code for a protein of 236 amino acids. Gene Ontology annotation, cellular component: mitochondrion. The record is from RefSeq and is a predicted model, not a curated record. The transcript is spliced from 7 exons.